Molecule: messenger RNA, 3261 nt
Organism: Caenorhabditis bovis
Lineage: Eukaryota; Metazoa; Nematoda; Chromadorea; Rhabditida; Rhabditidae
Source: the annotation of a GenBank genome assembly
AUGUCGUCGAGCAGCACACCGAUUCCAGCGAAACCGCCGGACUGCAUCGGUGCCAACGGUGGCACUCCGACGAUCACUGUGACGCCGCUCAACGCCGCCCAAGCCGCCGUCGCCAGCACGUCGGCGAGCUCGAAAAAACCGCCAAAUAUGCACAUUAACAUUCCUCCAGAUGAAGGCACCGAACGGAUACCCCUAUGUGAGCAGCAUUCGCCAUUGGCCCUUUAUGAGCAAGAUUAUGAUACUCAAGGCCAGAAAAUUGGGACAAUGCUUCGAAAAUUGUCGGUGUAUAAUGCGACUGAAAACACGAGUGCCGAAGCCGACGAAAAACCGAAAGGCGCCACCAAAAUGGGCACCAUUAUGGGUGUUUUUCUGCCGUGCCUUCAAAACAUUUUCGGCGUGUUGUUCUUCAUUCGACUCGCGUGGAUUAUCGGAACCGCUGGAAUCAUUCAAGCCUUUUUUGUCGUCGUCACGUGCGUGUCAGUUACAUUUCUCACCUCGAUAUCGCUAUCUGCAAUUGCAACGAAUGGAGUUGUACCCUCGGGUGGUCCCUAUUACAUGAUAUCCCGGAAUCUCGGACCCGAGCUCGGAGGCGCCGUCGGAAUUCUGUUCUAUCUCGGAACCACUAUAGCGGCAUCCAUGUAUAUCACCGGAGCUGUCGAAAUCAUUCUAAUUUACAUUCGACCCGAUUGGAAGGUUUUCGACAAUAUCUACAACAACUAUCGUUUGAUCGGAAGUAUAUUGUUGUUCGGUCUCGGCUUCAUCGUUCUCGCCGGUGUCAAAUUUGUCAAUCGAUUCGCGCUUCCUCUCGUUAUCGUUGUCAUCUUCUGCAUUAUUUCUUCAAUGUUGGGAUGUUUUAUCCAUUGGAAAGGAUCUGAUUCGUUACAAUUCUGUAUGGUUGGAGACAGACCAGUCGAUUUAAGCACCUAUUUUGAAAGAACAAAAAUCGUUCCAAAUUGUACUGUCGAAGGUCUCGAACCAUUAUUCUGCUCUCCAAAUGGAACAUGUGAUCAUUAUUAUGACAGGAUGAAAACCAUAAAAGUUUGGAAGACAUCUGGAGGACCCGCGAUUCGACAAGAGCCUGCUAUUAAGGGCAUUGCUUCUGGGGUUUUCUUCGACAACCUCUGGCCAAAAUAUAAACGAGCCGGCGAAGUUUUAUCAAAAGAUCCAAAAGAUAAAGGUGAUAUCAAUCGACAAGGUCAUCCGGCGUACAUUUAUGCCGAAUCAGUUACCAACUUUAUGAUUCUUAUUGGGGUCUUCUUCCCAUCAGCAACCGGAAUAAUGGCGGGCUCGAAUCGAUCUGGAAAUCUUCGAGACGCCGCAAAAUCGAUUCCCUUCGGAACUCUAGGAGCUCAAAUGUUUUCAAGUUGCAUGUAUCUGAUCGGUGUUGUUCUCUUCGGAUCGACCGUUUCUGAAAUGUUCAUUCGCGAUAAGUAUGGACGUUCGUCAAUGGGAAAAUUGAUUAUCUCCGAGCUUUCAUGGCCUUCUCCAAUAAUCAUUUUGUUCGGAUGCUGCAUGUCAUCAAUUGGUGCCGGAAUGCAAUCACUCACCGGCGCUCCUCGUCUUCUUCAAGCAAUCGCUGCUGAUGAUGUCCUUCCAUUUCUGAAACCUUUCCGCAAAAUGGAUAAAAGAGGCGAACCGAUUCCAGCGAUCUUCUUCACACUUUUCAUUUGCGAAAUCGGAAUUCUCAUCGCGGUCAUCGAAAAUAUCACAGCCCUCAUUACUCAAUUCUUCCUUAUGUGCUAUCUUGGAGUCAACAUGGCGUGCGCCCUUCAAUCGCUUCUCAAAGCACCCGGAUGGCGUCCUGGAUUCCGCUACUUCCAUCCGAUUCUUUCAUUGAUCGGAGCAUUCCUGUGCAUUGCCGUCAUGUUCAUCUCCGCCUGGCAUUUCGCUCUUGUCGCCAUUUUUGUCGGAGCCGGAGUUUACAAAUACAUCGAAUACGCCGGCGCCGAGAAAGAAUGGGGCGAUGGAAUUCGUGGUCUUGGGCUCUCAGCGGCUCGAUUUGCGUUGCUCAAUCUCGACGAAAAACCGCAGCAUUCUAGAAAUUGGCGUCCACAGCUGUUGGUCCUCGCACCCGACACCGAUUCAGCCAAUACUCAUGGAGUUCUUUCGUUUGUCAGCCAGCUCAAAGCAGGAAAGGGUCUUACACUUGUUGCUCAUUGUAUCGAAGGCGAAUAUUCGAAGAACUACCUCGAAGCGCAAGCAGCUCAGGAGAAGUUGAAGGCGUUGAUCAAAAAGAAUCGGAUAAAGGGAUUCUGUGAUGUGCUGGUGACAUCGAAUUCGAUUGAAGGGGUCUCAUGUCUUGUACAGACGUCUGGCCUUGGUGGAAUGCGUCACAAUACGGUUGUUCUUGCGUGGCCGCAAGAAUGGACUGCGGCUCAAGAAUGGGAAGUUGCUCACAAAUUCGUCUCAUCGAUUCGAGCAAUAUCGGCGGCAAGAUGUGCUAUUCUCGUGCCGAAAUACGCCGAUAAAUUCCCGAGCAGCACGACGAAAGUGUCGGGAUUCAUGGAUGUCUGGUGGGUGGUGCACGAUGGCGGUCUCCUCAUGCUCCUUCCAUUCCUGCUUCGCCAACACAAAACGUGGAAGAACACCAAAGUUCGCCUAUUCGCGAUCGCUCAGCUUGAGGACAACAAUGUGCAAAUGAAGACGGACCUCGAGAAGUUCUUGUACCAUUUGAGAAUCGACGCUCAGGUCAAUGUCAUCGAGAUGACCGAUUCGGAUAUUUCGGAUUACACCUACGAGAGAACAAUGAAAAUGGAAGAGAGAAGCAAAUUGUUGAAGAAUUUGAACAAGGCGGAUCGGGAGAAAGACAUUCAGAAUCAUCUGGAAUUGGUGCAGAUGGAAAGGAAAUUAAGCAAGAUCAAUGAGGAACCGCCAGCAUUCCCUACACAACACCCGCUUGAUGCUGUUGAAGAGGAAGGGGAGAGAUCUUUAGUGAAAGCCGACCCGAGUCGAGGUGUCCGAUUCUCCGAUAGCGAUGAAAAUAAAUCGAAGAAAGGCAAUGGUACACUGGAACGCGACAACGAAGAAAAACGGCGGAAGCGUCGGUACAAUGUGCACAAAAUGCAUACGGCGGUGAAGCUCAACGAGCUGAUGCGCGACAAAUCGAGUGAAGCUCAAAUGGUAUUUGUGAAUCUGCCGGGUCCGCCGGACGUCGAUUCUGAAUCGUAUUACAUGGACUUUAUUGAUGCGCUCACCGAAGGUCUUGAUCGGGUAUUAUUAGUGAGAGGCACCGGUACCGAAGUCGUCACAAUCUACUCAUAG